Messenger RNA from Eremomyces bilateralis CBS 781.70, 239 nucleotides. RefSeq lists its product as uncharacterized. The record is from RefSeq and is a predicted model, not a curated record. NCBI's taxonomy places the organism in Eukaryota, Fungi, Ascomycota, Dothideomycetes, Eremomycetales, Eremomycetaceae. The transcript has a single exon. The annotation marks the transcript as partial.
GAUGGAUCGUUUCGUCGUACCCGUUUCUGUUCUCUUCUUUGCCUGGGCGCUCGUUAUUUCGCUGUUCCAGACCGAUCUCUAUUAUCCAGCUGCCUUUGUUAAAUUGCCCUUCGCUCUCUUACGGGACCGCUCUCUACAUCGAUCUCCGAGACCAUCGUAAUGAGAAGGGGAAACAAGUCGCAGCGGCGCGGCAAAACGGAUACACCACGAGACUGCGUACUAUGAAUCGAUCUAGGCCG